UUGCCCUAAUUUCUGGUUUUCUUCUCACCCGAUUUUCAGAAACCUCUUCGAAAUCCUCAAUUUCUUGUUCCGGAAGCCGGAAAAUUUUGAGUUUUCGGAGGUUGUAUGGAUUUUUUUGUUUGAAUCGCCAUUUCGUUGAGAACUUGGAUUCAAUGGAUCGAGAGGAGACGGUAGCAGAAUACAAACCGUUCAAUUACAGGCUAAUGAAUGGUUCGGGUAAUAUUCAUCAUCAACCGACGUCAGGUUGGCUCGAAAUUCGGUUGUUUUACGUUCGAAUCACGCCGUGCGCCGUGAACACCGUGCCGGAACAUUUAACGCUGCGGAACCUACGCCGUGAAAUCGGCGUAUCACUCGAGAUUAAUGGAUUUAGGGUUCCGUCAGCUAACACUGCUUUAGUGACGUUACGAAGGGACCGUGUGGACAAAGAGUCGUCGGAAGUGACAUAUGUUAGCACGGAUAAUAUUAGGGUCACUGGGGCGUUUGAAUUUGAGGUAAUUGAAAACGAAGGAGAGGACAGGGAGAUGAUCUUGUGUGGGUCUUUGGAGAGGAUUGAACCAACUUGGAGCAAUGGGAGUUUAGAUAACGGCAACAAUCAUAAUCACAAUAACAACGGAUCAAAAACGGGUUGGAGUAUGGAUUUCUACGCUGCAAAUUUGUCAAAGUUUGGGACUUCUUCGCCGUCGAUCGAAGUUUACAUUGCAGGGUGUUGCUCCUCGGUGCCGGUGAUUUUGACUAAAACUAUUCAAGUUAGUCCAAGGAGACGAGGUUCACGGCAUGGAAUGCUCGAUGCUAUCCCAGAGGAUGAAGAAGUCGAUAAGGAACCAAUGAGGGACAAUGGAGUUGUUCGGCAGCGGAAAUUGCCGAAUGCAGGGGAAGAAGCCGAUGAGUACGAAGGUAAAGUUGGACCAAGCUACUAUUCAGAGGAGAUGUAUUAUGAUGAGGAUGGUCAACUUACAUGGUUCAAUGCUGGUGUAAGAGUUGGUGUUGGCCUGGGGCUCGGGAUGUGUCUUGGUAUUGGCAUUGGUGUUGGACUGCUGAUGCGCUCGUAUCAAGCAACCACCCGCAAUUUCAGGAGGAGAUUCUUUUGAGCCUACCGUUUCUCACUUUCUACAUCUUCAAAAAUGGCAAAGUAACAUACUGUGGAUACAAAUAUCCAGUUCUUAUAGGGCAAAACCACCCAUCAUGCCAGUAGCAUCAAUCGGAGUUGUUACAUAAAGGGAAUGGAAGUGAUAGCACGAUGGAUGGGUUUGGUCUGAAAGUUGUUUUUGUAGAUAGGUUUUGGUUUCACGGCUUAAAGUCAUUCUGAGGUUUGGUUUUUUAUCUGUAUGUUUCAUGUAAUCUCCCUCCCUGUGGCAGCAUAGCCUUUGUUUGGCAAUGCUUCUUAUUUCUUGUAAUAAGUUCUUUC
Cynara cardunculus var. scolymus (artichoke) is the source of this 1405-nucleotide messenger RNA. RefSeq lists its product as uncharacterized. The record is from RefSeq and is a predicted model, not a curated record. The transcript has 2 exons. Lineage: Eukaryota; Viridiplantae; Streptophyta; Magnoliopsida; Asterales; Asteraceae. Bases 153 to 1088 code for a protein of 311 amino acids.